Molecule: messenger RNA, 3366 nt
Organism: Triticum urartu
Lineage: Eukaryota; Viridiplantae; Streptophyta; Magnoliopsida; Poales; Poaceae
Source: RefSeq, a predicted model, not a curated record
AUGCUGCGAGAGGUUACAGAGGACGACCCCAGUGGCAGAUUUGUGGAUUUGAUGGAUUUUGUUGAAGUUAGGUCAGAAACAGGCAAUGUGGAUCUAGAUGACAAUAGGGCUUCGAGGAUGGAGAAUAGAUAUACGGCUCUUGAUGACAAAGUUGGAUGGGUUACAAGGAACAGGAAGGUGGCAAUGCCAGACGAGAGAGCAACAAGUGCUGAAAGGGUGACAGCCCUGGAAACAGCACUCACAGGAUUUGCCGAAAGAAAAACAGACACGGUGGUGACACCAUCGGUUGGGCUGACUUUUGACUCUAUAAUCGAGGCCUACGAUUUUUACAAUCUUUAUUCCUGGGAGACAGGGUUUGGCAUCAGAUAUGCAAAGAGCAGAACCAAUGUCAAAGGAACGAGAUGCAUGCAGGAGUUUGUGUGCUGUUGCUCGGGCAAGCCAAAAGAGGCGAACUCAACAUCAUCACGGUGUCAAUGCCAAGCCAUGAUAAGACUCUUGCGUACAGAUGACGAUGGCUGGUACAUCAACGAAUUCAGGUCCAGUCACAAUCACUCGAUGUUGAACACAUGUGCUGAGAAACUCCACUUCCCUUCACAUAGGCAUAUUGACAAAUAUACGAGAGAGCUAGUAUCUCAGCUUAGAGAGAAUAAUGUGAACCUGAGCAAAGUUGACAACAUUCUUGCAACUUUUUUUGGAAGGGUAGAAAACGUUCCGUUCACCAAAAGAUGCUUGAGGACACUGUGUUGGAAGCUGAGUAGGGAGCAGGCGGACGAUGAUGUACAGAAGACUAUGGCCAUCUUUUCAGAAUUGAAAGUCCAAGACGGCGAGUUUACUUACAAUGUGCAGGUAGACGAUGAAAGUAGGAUACGCACUCUCAUGUGGACAAAUGGGCGUAGCAAAAAACAAUACCAUCACUUUGGCGAUGUGGUCACAUUCGACACAACAUACAAGACCAAUCUAUACGAUAUGCCAUUCGGAAUUUUUGUUGGCGUGAACAACCACUUCCAGAGUGUGUUGUAUGCUGGUGUGCUCAUGCGAGAUGAGACGGUCGACACUUUCAAAUGGAUUUUUGAUGAGUUUGUGAAGAUGAUGGGAGGGAAAAGACCAAUUACAAUUUUGACAGACCAAGCCAGGGCGAUGGAAGUCGCUAUUGAGGAAAUAUAUCCAGAUGCAACACACAGAUGGUGCAAGUGGCACAUCCUGAAGAAGGCCAAAGAGAGCCUGGGGUCUAAUUACACAAAGAAGUCUGAUUUCAGGGCAGAAUUCCACAAUUUGGUCCACGAGAUGCUCACCAUCGAGGAGUUCGAGGAUGGGUGGGUAGCGUUGCUUGAGAAGUACUCACUGACUAAGAACACGUACCUGACGCAAAUUUACGAAACAAGGCAGAAAUGGGCCAAACCAUACUUUGCAGGAAAAUUCUGUGCCAGGCAAACCAGUACUGGAAGGAGUGAGAGCGCAAAUCACAUGUUGAAACAAUAUGUUCCACCUUCUUGCUUAAUGAAUCUUUUUGUCAAGCAAUAUAACAAGCUACAGUUUGACCGUGAACAAGAAGAAGGGUUCCAGGAGAAACGAACCAGGCUGAGUGGAGCUGUCUUGAAGGUCAACACCCCACUAGAAGUGCACGCUAGCAAGAUUUACACCAGGAAGAUGUUUGAGAUUUUUGGAGGAAUAUUGUAUGAAUCCGGAAGCUAUGGUGUAGAAGAGAUCAUACCAAAGCAGAAAUACAUGGUGACCCACGUCAAGGCUGAAAAGCGAGAGAAAUGGUUCAAAUGCCGAUAUGAGGUCAAUGUGUUUGAUAAUCUGGGGUAUUUCUCGUGCAUAUGCGGCCUGUUCGAGCACAUGGGUAUGGUCUGCUGUCACUCGCUGCAGGUCAUGAAUGUGCUCCGGCUUAGGGAGAUUCCCCACAGGCACAUCUUGAAGAGGUGGAGCAUACAUGGCAGAGAUAAUUUGCCGGAUCAUCUCAAACAUUACCAACAGGACAUGGGCCCGCCGGACGCACCCACUUAUAGACAUUCUGCUUUGUACAUCACUGCCCUGGAGGUGGUUAAAAUGGGCGACAGAAACCUAGAAGCAUACAAAUUCAUGUUGGAUGGAUUGGUGGAUCUUAGGAGAGAGACGAGAUUAGCGCACACAAUAGAUCUCCUAUGGCAUCAGGCAUGCGAAUCUCAGCAGUCCUCGAAAACUAGAGUUGACAGCGGUGGUGGUGUGCAGCAAGUGCGUACCAGGCUUCCGGGAAGUGCAGUGGCAAGCACAGCAGCAGAGAGCCUACGAAAUGAUCCCCAACGCAGCGCCUUCGUCCUGUUGCCGUCGUCCAGUGCCAGUGCUCCCCGCAGCUCUCCCAUGGCCACAUUGAGCACGCCCGAGACAGGUCCGUUCCUUUUGCUGCCUGGGCAUCCACGCGACACCCACCACCCCGGUUCCGUUCUGCCGGGUGUGCCAAUAUUCAUGUCCAUGGGGUCUUUUGGCCAGUUGUAUCUAGAUGGUGGAUUAGAGAAUGUGGUGCAGCCUGUCCGGUGUGGCCAGCAUGAUGCAGGGGCUGGGCGGCCGAUUGGUGAAAAUAUGGGCUUCGUGCAACUGGGGAAGAGGAAAGAAAGGGAGGUGGAGGACAGCAACGAGAUCAUUGUUUACCAAGGUAGACCUAUUCGUGAGUUAAACUUGUUGGCAAGGUUUGGUGAGGAGGGAGAUGGGAGGAAGAUCGUUAUCUCCACGGAGAAUGGUGUCUCACCAUUCAACAUCCCGGAGUUCAAUUACGAAUUCGUGUCGCCUCUAGUCGCCCACGCCGCUUGGGUACAAAUACAACAGUUAGCCCCAGAUGUAUUGAACAGUGUCUGGGUCGAUCAACAGGGUCCGCCUCAUGUGAAAAUGACUGGCUAUGAAAUUUAUGAAAACUUUUGUCAGACACUGGAUGACAAGGGUUUCGAAGUCGCAAACAUGAUGAUGAGGGAACAGGAUGCAAGGUGGUACGAUCCUUCAGACAGGGCGCGUUUCCAUCACCCAAUGCCGCCUUACUUUGCGAUAACCGUGCCGUUCAAGGACGAGGGAGGUUUCUAUGUGCUCUAUGUUUUCGACAUGCUGAAGAAAAUUGCUCACGUGAUGGAUCCGAGACGUACCCAGUGGAACCUUCUAGAGCUGGAGAGGGAGCACGCACGGGUCCUCGACAGGAUGCUCUAUGGGCUGUGCAAGUGCAUUGACAAGUUUUUCAAAGGGUGGCAUGUCCGAGAAGAUGAAUUCAAAAGGGCGGCUCACCGCCUGAUGCAUGAGCCAUCGAACAGCGGUGACACUCCGUUCUACACUCUACACUACACUAUGUGCUUUGAUGGGGAGUUCAUGACAGAAGGGAUGUGGGCGGUGCGUGCAUUAUCCUAG